Messenger RNA from Dentiscutata erythropus, 286 nucleotides. The record is from the annotation of a GenBank genome assembly. Lineage: Eukaryota; Fungi; Glomeromycota; Glomeromycetes; Diversisporales; Gigasporaceae.
CGUAGUGAAGCAGAAAGUAUUAACCUAUUAAAAUGUAAAACUUCAGAAUCUAAUUAUGAAAAUAAUAAAAUUUCAAAGCAAAAGCAUAUACAUGUAUCAAAUCGUGAAGAUGAUCGUAAAGAUGAUCGUGAAGGUGAUUAUGAAGGUGAUCGUGAAAAUGGUGAAAAUGAAGAUGAUCGUGAAGAUGGUGAAGAUGGUGAAGAUGAUAGUAAAAAUAAUUGUAAAAAUGAUUGUAAAAGUUCAUCAGAUUUUAUUCCUAGUUGUAUAUUAUCUCCAAAUUUAAAAA